Paramuricea clavata is the source of this 851-nucleotide messenger RNA. Lineage: Eukaryota; Metazoa; Cnidaria; Anthozoa; Malacalcyonacea; Plexauridae. The record is from the annotation of a GenBank genome assembly.
AUGAAAUAUUUAUUUUCAAACAUUCCAGGCACCUACUUCUCCUUGUUCAGCGAGAAAGACAAGGAUAUGUAUUAUUCAAUGAAGGAUAAUAACGUAGGGGGCCCCAGCAUUAUCUUUAACAGGUACCACGAGAAAGAGAAAUCAUUCAUACGGAAGGAAGAAAUGCGACCCAGAGGAAAAGAAUCGAAACCCUGCAAAAAUGUAGUUGGUUACGAUGCCAAUGCGCUCUACUUGUGGGCCAUCAUGCAAGACAUGCCAACGGGGCAGUACACAAGACGGUUAGAGGAGGACGGGUUUAAGAAACGGUGGAGUGGAAAAAUGGCGAUCGAAUGGUUAGAAUGGCAAGCGUACAGUCGCUGCAUUAGUAUCAGACACGAGUACAACAACACAGAGAAAAGAAUUGGCACUCGUCGUCUCCCUGUUGACGGUUUUCACGCUGAAUCACAAACGGUGUUUCAGUUUCAUGGUAAGUUGUUGUUUUAGUGUAAUUAGUUAAGAUUAAAUUAAUUAGCUAGGAUUAAGUUAAUUGUGUGGGAGUGAGCUAAUGAGUUUUUUAGCGAUUGCGUGGGCUUGUAGGAUAACUUUAUUUUUCUUUUGUAGGUUUAACUGUAUUGCACUUUAUUUUAAUAGGUUGUUAUUGGCAUGGGCACAACUGUCAUCUGAACGAAGGGAAAGAAGUAAACGAAAAACGUGAUAAGCCGAUGAAGGAACUCCUUGAAGAUACCCAAAGAAACAGCGCCUAUAUCACGAAGCAGGGAUUCAAUCUCGUUGAAUGUUGGGAGUGUGAGUGGCGAGAGAUGAAGAAACGAAACACACCGCUGCAACGAUUCAUUGCCACGCAACUUCGCUGA